Schizophyllum commune H4-8 is the source of this 1770-nucleotide messenger RNA. RefSeq lists its product as uncharacterized. Bases 1 to 1770 code for a protein of 589 amino acids. Lineage: Eukaryota; Fungi; Basidiomycota; Agaricomycetes; Agaricales; Schizophyllaceae. The transcript is spliced from 3 exons. The record is from RefSeq and is a predicted model, not a curated record.
AUGACGACACAUGAAUAUCGACAGACCGACUCGGCAAGUUAUGACCCUACCCCCGAAUAUGAGGAAAUCUUCAAAUUGAGUAUCUUAGCACGGGAGCUAGCGGGCGAAGUGGACUUGGUACCUGGAGACACCAAAGGGGGCCUAGCCGCUGAGGUCAGGGACCAAGUGCACAUUGCUUUCCGAGCUCUCAUCACCGAAUCGUCCUUAUUUCCGGAGACAUUGAGUCAUAGAUUCGUGGACCUCAUUUUUGCUUCGUUACGUCUCUUCAAUGAUCUAUGGCACGCAGUCGAGAGCACACGAAACGCAGAGCUCGCCGACGAAGCGCGAAAACUGUGGCCGCACAUCGUUCGUUGGUCCGCAGCGGUCCAUCCAGCGCGCAGCGACGCUCUCACUCGAUAUCCCCAUCGCGACACAACCCGGCAGGCGGGCGAUAUCGCGCAAGCCUACCUGACUAUCCUCAUCUCGCCUGUGGAAACUAUAGAGUCCAUUAAAGCCUUCCUGUACGCGCACCCCGACGUCAUCACCCAAGCGUUCGAACUCUGGCGCUAUCUCCCCAAGAUACAUGCGCUGCACAUCACACCCGACCCGCCCGCUGUGGUGCCCGAGGCGCUCUAUACGCCGAUACUGCUGGUGCACAGAAUCUACGAGGUGCUCGCGCUUAGCGCAAAGGGCAGCCGCGUCGCGGACCGUGCGCUCUUGUGUGCGGGCAUCCGCCGCGCUAUGACCACGCGCGCUUUCUACCGCAACAUCGCGCCCUGGACAGACAGCCUCCGCCAACUAAAGCUCGAUGUGGCCUUCGUACCCCAGAUCUGGAAAAUCCAUCUCACGCUGCUGGUUGGCCUCACCUCGUUCCCCGAGCUCGCCCCCGCAAGCGUGCCCCGCGACGCCUUCCGCUCCGUCAUCUCCGUCGGCACGAAGUGCUUCGAGCAGGACAGGCUCAUGGACGAGUGCGGCUUCUGGGUCGUCCGCCUCGUCGACAGCCUCUGCUGCGCGACGCGCGACAACCGGCCAUUCGUGCACGCCAUCGGGCACGGCUACCUCGGGCUGCUCAAGGCCCUCGAGGAGGCGACGGGGACCCAGUUCGACCACGCCGACAUCGUCCGCCGGCUCAGCGCCGUGGCGGUCCACGCGCGCGUCGUGCGCGUCGUGCGCCGCGCCUACCCCGAACUCCCGCCGCCAGGCGACAUCGCGGCGCGCGGGGUGACGUGGCGCAAGGUGGCGCAGACGUUCAGCAACUACAUCGACCUCUACGCCGUCGAGCACCGCGCGAGGGAUUGGCGGCGCGUUCUGGAAUGUGCGAAUGCGAUGGGCCCGCACGACCAGCUCGUGCGGUUCUGCCCGUGCGGCAACGAGGUGUACUGCUCUGGAAGCUGCCAGCGCAUGCAGUGGGAACACGGGCACCGCGCAGACUGCUGCGCGGACGAGGGCCCUUGGGGCUUGCACGGCGCGCUCUCGCUGAACGACAUCGCCUUCCUGAUCGAGAUCGUCCGCGCGGACAUACGCCUUGUGAAGAACAAGCCCGCCGUGCGCGCGGCCUUCGAGGACUUUGAGCGCGAGCGGCGCGCAGGCGGACGCAGAUUUAGGAAGCAGGUCCACGUGACGGCUGACUUCAGCGACGUCCUCGCCGCGCGGUACGAGACGCGGACGCGGCCGGUGGACUCUGCGGCAGACAUUCACCGCGUUCCCGUCGAGGUCGUCCUCCGGCUUGGUUGGACGACGCAGAGGCACUUUCUGCCUUUCACCCUCGCUUUGAGGCAUUUCCUGACGUAG